AUGGCACCUUCCGAACCCAUCGAAAUAGAAGACGAUGGCUCGAACGCUGGGGAUGACAGUCAAGUGAUCAAUGAAGAGUACAAAAUAUGGAAGAAAAAUACUCCCUUCCUCUAUGAUACAGUAAUCACACAUGCUCUCACAUGGCCAAGUUUGACUUGUCAAUGGCUACCAGAUAAAACUAGUCCACCAGAUGCAGAUUACACUGUACAUCGUAUGAUCAUAGGUACACAUACCUCAGGUCAAUCGAAUGAUCACUUGAUCAUUGCGGAAGUAUUACUUCCUAAAGGUGGAUUAGAGAAUACCGGAAAGGAAGUAGCGGAGAUGUAUGAUGAGGAUAAACAAGAACUCGGCUCAUAUACCAAAUCACCAGCUAGAAUUAGAGCUAUUCAGACCAUAAACCAUGAAGGAGAAAUCAACAGAGCAAGAUAUAUGCCUCAAAAUUCUAAUCUUAUCGCUACUAAAGCCGUUUCAGGAGAAGUAUUGAUAUUUGACAGAACAAAACAUGAAUCAAAAGCACCUAGUAAAGGGGAAUGCAGACCUGAUAUUAGACUUAAAGGUCAAACUAAAGAAGGUUAUGGAAUCGCUUGGAGCACAGUCAAGGAAGGUUAUAUCCUCAGUGCGAGUGAGGAUACUACUGUAGCUCAUUGGGAUAUCCAAGGAUACCAAAAGAAAGAUCCCUCACUGCAACCUCUUCGAUUAUACAAGGGACAUUCAGCUUGCGUAGGAGACGUCGACUGGCAUCCCACACAGGAGAGCAUUUUCGCUUCAGUUGGAGAUGACAAGAAGAUCAUGCUCUGGGAUACAAGAUCAGAAAAUUCCAACAAGCCUACUUCUGCUAUUGAAGGUCAUACAGCAGAGAUCAACACGGUGUCAUUUGCGCCAAGUUCAGAAAAUCUCUUUUUAACUGGCUCAAGCGAUAACACAAUCGCAUUAUGGGAUAUCCGAAAACCAACAUCAAAACUUCAUUCAUUUGAAGGUCAUACAGAUGAUGUACUUCAAUUAGCAUGGUCACCUCAUUCACCCGUUCAUUUCGCAUCUGCAUCAGCUGAUCGAAGGGUCCAUAUUUGGAAUUUAGAUGCCAUUGGAUCUGAACAGACUCCAGAUGACGCAGAAGAUGGUCCACCUGAAUUACUGUUUGUUCACGGUGGUCAUACUUCAAAAGUAUCAGAUAUCUCUUGGAGUUCAAAUGCCAAAUGGCAUAUUGCCACUACUGCAGAGGAUAAUAUCUUACAAGUUUGGGAACCCUCAAGACAUAUUAGAUCUCCAGGUGAAGGAGAUGUAGAUGCUAUGGACCUGGAGUAG
Kwoniella shivajii is the source of this 1302-nucleotide messenger RNA. Its product is annotated as histone acetyltransferase type B subunit 2. Bases 1 to 1302 code for a protein of 433 amino acids. The transcript is spliced from 10 exons. The record is from RefSeq and is a predicted model, not a curated record. Gene Ontology annotation, biological process: regulation of DNA-templated transcription; chromatin remodeling. Lineage: Eukaryota; Fungi; Basidiomycota; Tremellomycetes; Tremellales; Cryptococcaceae. Gene Ontology annotation, molecular function: histone binding; nucleosome binding. Gene Ontology annotation, cellular component: nucleus; cytoplasm; Rpd3L-Expanded complex.